This is a messenger RNA of Acanthosepion pharaonis, 1506 nucleotides long. The record is from the annotation of a GenBank genome assembly. NCBI's taxonomy places the organism in Eukaryota, Metazoa, Mollusca, Cephalopoda, Sepiida, Sepiidae.
AUGACACCACCACCUCAACUGACUCUCCAACAACAAGCUGUCAUCCAACACCCGCCGUCCUCGGAUCCCAACCUGGACCGGCUUCAAGAGGACACCCCAAAACUCAUUCACCAGAUAAUCACUGACAAAACUACUAAUUCAUACAAUGUAAAGUACCGACCAGAUUUAAACAAUGCCUCAUCUCAUGCAGGAAAUGGUCAAGAUGUUUCUGACAGAAACAGACUGACAACAAAUAACCUCACUGACAAGGCAACACAGACAUCUAAAAAUGCAGACAACAGCCCCAGCAGUAAUAACAAUAAUAGCCCUCCUCCUACAGAACUUGAAACAACUGUGAAUAAAAGACGUUUGGUGUCCUCAGCCAGUGUUGACAAUGGCAAUUUAUCUGUUGAUGCCUAUCUAUCUCUCUCUCUCAGUCUGUUAAUAUCUCUCUCUCAGUCUGUUAAUAUCUCUCUCUCUCUCUCUCAGUCUGUUAAUAUCUCUCUCUCUCUCAGUCUGUUAAUAUCUCUCUCUCUCUCAUCUGUUAAUAUCUCUCUCUCUCUCUCUCAGUCUGUUAAUAUCUCUCUCUCUCUCUCUCUCAGUCUGUUAAUAUCUCUCUCUCUCUCAUCUGUUAAUAUCUCUCUCUCUCUCAGUCUGUACAUAUCUCUCUCUCUCUCAGUCUGUUCAUAUCUCUCUCUCUCUCUUCAUAUCUCUCUCUCUCUCUGUUCAUAUCUCUCUCUCUCUCUCUCUCAUAUGUUCUCUCUCUCUCUCUCUCUCUCUCUCUCUCUCAGUUUGUUCAUAUCUCUCUCUCUCUCAGUUUGUUCAUAUCUCUCUCUCUCUCAGUUUGUUCAUAUCUCUCUCUCUCUCUCAGUUUGUUCAUAUCUCUCUCUCUCUCAGUUUGUUCAUAUCUCUCUCUCUCAGUUUGUUCAUAUCUCUCUCUCUCUCUCAGUUUGUUCAUAUCUCUCUCUCUCUCUCAGUUUGUUCAUAUCUCUCUCUCUCUCUCUCAGUUUGUUCAUAUCUCUCUCUCUGUUCAUAUCUCUCUCUCUAUCUUCUCAGUCUGUUCAUAUCUAUCUAUCUCAGUCUGUUCAUAUCUAUCUAUCUAUCUCAGUCUGUUCAUAUCUAUCUAUCUAUCUCAGUCUGUUCAUAUCUAUCUAUCUAUCUCAGUCUGUUCAUAUCUAUCUAUCUAUCUCAGUCUGUUCAUAUCUAUCUAUCUAUCUCAGUCUGUUCAUAUCUAUCUAUCUAUCUCAGUCUGUUCAUAUCUAUCUAUCUAUCUCAGUCUGUUCAUAUCUAUCUAUCUAUCUCAGUCUGUUCAUAUCUAUCUAUCUAUCUCAGUCUUCCAUAUCUAUCUAUCCCUUUCUGUUCAAGUCUAUUUCUCUCUUAAUCUGUUCAUAUCUAUCUAUCUAUCUAUCUGUUCAUAUCUAUCUAUCUGUUCAUAUCUAUCUAUCUAUCUGUUCAUAUUUCUCUCAGUCUGUUCAUAUCUAUCUCCCUCUCAGUCUGUUCAUAUCUAUCUCCCUCUCAGUCUGUUAA